ACCAAGCACUCAAGCUGGCAGGCGGCGCUGUAAUCCAUUUCUAAGCUUGUAAAUUCGGUCGUCUGUUCUACCGGCGUCUUCUUCCUACACCUACCACCACACAAGCAACAAUGGCGGCCGCGGCGUCUCUUGCUAACCCCACCACGUUUGCCUCUUCCUUACCCCGUGGCCACCACCACCAAGCGUCUGUUUCUGUCUCCACCUUCAGUUUCUCGAAUUCCAGAAAACAACGCUCAUUCAAAUCCCUAAUUUCCCAAUCUAUCCUGGCUUCUACCUCACCGGUAACACGCCAUACAUCCAUCGUCUCUGCGGCAACAUCUGAUUCAUCUUCAUCCGGUUCCGCCACCUCAUUUCACGGCCUGUGCUAUGUCGUCGGAGACAACAUCGACACCGACCAAAUCAUCCCCGCUGAGUACCUAACCCUGGUCCCAUCAAAACCUGAUGAAUACAAGAAGCUAGGAUCCUACGCUCUCAUCGGACUCCCGGCGUCGUACGAGACUCGAUUCGUUGAGCCUGGGGAGUACCAGUCGAAAUAUUCGAUCAUCAUCGGUGGAGAUAAUUUCGGUUGCGGCUCCUCGCGAGAACACGCUCCGGUGGCUCUGGGGGCCGCUGGAGUAGCAGCGGUGGUGGCGGAAUCAUACGCGAGGAUAUUUUUUAGGAAUUCAGUUGCAACAGGAGAGGUUUACCCAUUGGAAUCAGAGGGUAGGAUUUGUGAAGAGUGCAAAACUGGAGAUACGGUGACGAUUGAGCUUGCACAAAGCCUUCUGAUUAAUCAUACAACUGGGAAAGAGUAUAAAUUGAAGCCGAUUGGUGAUGCUGGACCUGUGAUCGAAGCUGGUGGAAUCUUUGCAUAUGCACGAAAAGCUGGGAUGAUUCCUGCUUAGAAACUUGAGUUCUUUGCAGGUGACUUUAUCUAUCCAUCGAUACUGAUUCAGGUCUUGUGACUUUGUGAUAAAUGUUCUCACUUCAUUUUUCUUGCAUGCAAUUUUCAUUUAUUUCUCUUUUGCGACUUGUAUAAUUGACCCAGAUUAUGAAAACAAAUAAGAUUGUUUGCUUGAUAUUUGCA
Messenger RNA from Lactuca sativa (garden lettuce), 1066 nucleotides. RefSeq names its product 3-isopropylmalate dehydratase small subunit 1. Gene Ontology annotation, molecular function: hydro-lyase activity. Lineage: Eukaryota; Viridiplantae; Streptophyta; Magnoliopsida; Asterales; Asteraceae. The record is from RefSeq and is a predicted model, not a curated record.